Messenger RNA from Carlito syrichta (Philippine tarsier), 1220 nucleotides. RefSeq names its product angiopoietin like 4 (gene ANGPTL4). The transcript is spliced from 5 exons. Lineage: Eukaryota; Metazoa; Chordata; Mammalia; Primates; Tarsiidae. Gene Ontology annotation, biological process: triglyceride homeostasis. The record is from RefSeq and is a predicted model, not a curated record. Bases 31 to 750 code for a protein of 239 amino acids. Gene Ontology annotation, molecular function: enzyme inhibitor activity.
AAGCCUGCCCGAAAGAAGAGGCUGCCCAAGAUGUCCCAGCUGGGCGGCCCAGCUCACAAUGCCAGCCGCCUGCACCGGCUGCCCCGGGACUGCCAGGAGCUGUUCCAGGAUGGGGAGAGGCAGAGUGGACUGUUCCAGAUCCAGCCUCAGGGGUCCCCACCGUUCCUGGUCAACUGCAAGAUGACCUCAGACGGAGGCUGGACAGUCAUUCAGAGACGCCAUGAUGGCUCCGUGGACUUCAACCAGCCCUGGGAAGCCUACAAGGCGGGCUUCGGGGACCCCCAAGGUGAGUUCUGGCUGGGCCUGGAAAAGGUGCACCACAUCACGGGAGACCGCCGCAGCCGCCUGGCCGUGCAGCUGCACGACUGGGACGGGAACGCCGAGUCGCUGCAGUUCCCCGUGCAUCUGGGGGGUGAGGACACGGCCUAUAGUCUGCAGCUCACGGCUCCCGUGGCCAGCAAGCUGGGCGCCGCCACCGUCGCACCCAAUGGCCUCUCCCUGCCCUUUUCCACGUGGGACCAGGACCACGACCUCCGCGGUGAUGAGAACUGCGCCAAGAGCCUCUCUGGUGGCUGGUGGUUUGGCACCUGCAGCCAUUCCAACCUCAAUGGCCAGUACUUCCACUCCAUCCCACGGCAGAGGCAGCAGCGGAAGAAGGGAAUCUUCUGGAAGACCUGGCGCGGCCGCUAUUACCCGCUGCAGGCCACCACCAUGUUGAUCCAGCCCACAGAGGCUGUGGCCGUCUCCUAGCCUCCUGGCUGAGGCCUGGUCCCAGGCCAUGGAGGACAGUGACUCUGGCCCAGGAUGUGGCCACUCCCUGCCCGGGCAGGGGCUGCAAGCAGGGCCAUCUGGAACCUCGAGGACAGAGAAGAAGCCCCGACCAGAGAGGCCCCCUUUCUGAGUUGGGGGGCUGCACGCGUUGCCCUCUGAGAACAGGGCCACAGGGCGUGCACAGAUCCUGGAUGCGGGGGCCAAGGGUAUGGAGUCCCACUGUUCGCCCGCCCGAGGAGUGGGGACAUAGAGGGACCACUUGGGGACGGCCAAGCCGGCCUCAUUGGCGGACUCAGUCACAUUGACUGGCUGGGGGACCAGGGCUCUGGCAGGCCCCAGGCGCCCCCACAGUGCUGUUAUAUGGGGGUCCCAUGGCACAAGCUGGCGCUGAUGGUGUCGGGGCGGAGCUCACAGAAUUCCUGGAAUAAAAGCAACUUCAGAACAUUUUA